Penicillium canariense is the source of this 765-nucleotide messenger RNA. Its product is annotated as SDR family NAD(P)-dependent oxidoreductase. The coding region runs from base 1 to 765 and encodes 254 amino acids. NCBI's taxonomy places the organism in Eukaryota, Fungi, Ascomycota, Eurotiomycetes, Eurotiales, Aspergillaceae. The transcript has 2 exons. The record is from RefSeq and is a predicted model, not a curated record.
AUGAUUGAACAGACUCUCGCCGGCAAGGUGGCCAUCGUCACCGGGUCAUCCUCGGGCAUUGGCGCGGCUAUCGUGCGAGAAUUGUCCUCACGCGGGGCUAACGCUGUCGUUAACUAUCCGUUUUCCGGGCUCAAAGCUGAGGCGGACGCCCUUGUUGCUUCGCUGCCCACUGAGGCCGUUGCAGUCGAAGCCGACAUGUCGAAGAUUGAGUCACCACAGAAACUCGUGGACGCUGCCUUGGAAAAGUGGAGCCGCAUUGACAUUCUUAUCAAUUGUGUCGCAUUGGCCGUGAAUAAGCCGCUGGAGGAACAGAACCUGGAAGAUUGGGAUCUGCUGGUGAAUAUAAACGGACGUGGGACUUUCCUCAUGACCAAGGCUGUUCUACCGCAUCUCACCAAGGGCGGUGGCCGAAUUGUAAACAUUGCGAGUAUCUCAGCCCGCGGGCCGCCGCCGAACCAGACCAUCUAUGCCGGCACGAAAGGCAUGGUGGAUUCAUUUACCAGGUGUUGGGCCAAGGAACUUCCUCCUAAAUAUGGAUGCACCGUCAAUUCCGUUAGCCCAGGACCAACCAUGACCGAAGGCUUUGCUGCGGCGGGGGAAGAGCAGAUGAAGAUUCUCCAGCCGACUAUUGACCAAACACCCGUGGGUCCGCGGAUGGGCCAUCCUGAUGAGAUUGCGUAUGCGGUCGCAUUCCUUUGCGAAAAGAGAGCCCGGUGGAUCAAUGGGGAGCAUAUGAUUGCAUCGGGUGGGUUGUUCAUUGAUUAG